Molecule: messenger RNA, 1822 nt
Organism: Branchiostoma belcheri (Belcher's lancelet)
Lineage: Eukaryota; Metazoa; Chordata; Leptocardii; Amphioxiformes; Branchiostomatidae
Exons: 5
Coding region: 98-1798 (566 amino acids)
Biological process (GO): protein ubiquitination; modification-dependent protein catabolic process
Cellular component (GO): cytoplasm; nucleus
Molecular function (GO): ubiquitin protein ligase binding; protein tag activity
Source: RefSeq, a predicted model, not a curated record
UGCAGCGUCGCCCCCCUCCCCUCCCCAAGCGCGCUACUGCUAACUAAAACCAGACCACGUCAAACCAAGGAGCUUUCGUAACUUUGUCCAACCAAGCAUGGCGCGGAGGAGUAGCAGGGAGCAAUAUUUCGUCACCAUGUCGACAUUACGAGAACUCCUGGACAACCAGAAGAGAGAGUUCACCAGUCUCUUGGAGACAACCAACAGGAGAAUCGAUACCCUUGCCCGCAAAGUUCAGGCAGUCAGGGGAAGCCUGCAGUACUCACAUAGGGAGAUAGGGGGCGUGAAAUCAUUGUCCCAAGAGCUGGAGCAAAGAAUCAAUGGAAUUGAGUCACAGAUCACACGACUUAGAGCUGACAUUAACGUUGACCUAACGAGAGAUGACCAUUCCGACAACCAGUCUCUCAGCAACUUCAGUGUACAAAGUUACAAUCAGAGUUAUACUAGUUAUCAGGAAGAUUAUCAGAGUGAUUAUCAGGAUGAUAUCGAUAAUCAGAGUGAUAACCAGAGUGAUAACCAGAGUGGUUAUCAGAGUGAUAACCAGAGUGACCAGAGCAGAGAUGACUCUGAUGAGGAGGAGGAAAGUGACAUUUGGCAACUUCCAGUCAAGGGACCAGACGGAAGCACAAUUUUCAUAAGGAUCCACAAGGAUGCCACAGUGGAUGAGGUGAUCAGCCAGAUCAGUAAGAGGAAAGGCAUCCCUAUAGAGCGCCUGCGUGUCCUGUACACAACCAGACAGCUGGAGUAUGGCCAGAACAAGCAUCUGUCUGACUACGGCAUACAGGACAUGUUCACCCUGCAUUACAUUGUACGUAUAGGAGGGCCUUGUCAGAUCUGCUCCAAGCCACAGGAAGACCAGAUGGAAGAUGAGGAGAUGACUGAUGAUUCUGGUACAGAAGAGAGCAGCAACAUUUGGCAACUUUAUGCCAAGCUAAACGACAGAAUUACUCACUCUAUAAAGAUCCACAAGGAUGCCCCAGUGGACAAACUGAUCAGGAUGAUCAGUGAGAGGAACAAGAUACCCAUCGAAUCACAGUCCAUCGUCUACACGACCAAGCGACUGGACUACGGCCAGGGCAAACAUCUGUCUGACUACGGUAUUACAGACAGGUCCACCAUGUUUGUUGUACUGUUUGUGAGAGGGGCUUCUUCAGUCGACCACAACUCAUCCACCCCUCAAGGAGAGCAGGAAGAGGAAGAUGACAAGACUACUGGUGCUUCUGAUACGGAAGAGGGCAGAAACUACUGGCAACUUUCCGUUAAGGACAACACUGGACGAAUAUACCAUAUCAGGAUCCACAAGGAUGCUACGUUGGACAGAUUGAUGGAUAAGAUCAGUGAGACUAACGGUGCUCCCCUUGAGUGUAUGCGUUUCAUAUUCGAGAGGAAACGUUUGGAGUAUGGCAAGGGGAAACGUUUGUCUGACUAUGGUAUUCAAGACAAGUCUACCAUUGAGGUCGUCAUUUGGGGUUUGCACAGGCCACAGGGAGAGCAGCAGGAUGUCAACGCUGCAGGUAGUUCUGAGGUGGACAGUGACAUCUGGCAACUUUCAGUUCUACAGCUUAGUGGGCGCAGGGAUUAUAUAACCAUCCACAAGGAUGCCACUGUGGAUGAACUGAUGGAGAAGAUCAGUGAGAAGACCGGUAUCCCUACUGUACAGAUACGUCACAUCAUGCACAAGGGUCAGAGACUGUACCAGGGGAGACACCUGUCUGACUACUCUGUUCAAAACAAGUCUGCCCUGUUCCUAACUCUGCGCCUGGGAGCAAGUCCUCAUCCCAGCCCCACUGGACCUUAACUGCUUCAGUCACUUUUUUAGAUG